GAUCGUUGUGGAGGGUAGAGCUCUUGCGCUAAAAUAAAAAUAUUGAAAUUAUUCGAUCUUUUAAAAAUUCUACCGUAAAAGAGCGUUGUUUCGAGGUGUAUGAUUAACUAUUCUUCUCAAAAUUAUUUCUUGUUAAUUAUUCGUUAAGCUCAUAUCGGUUAUCAUGGAAAAGAAUACGAGUUUAGUGGUUUCGAGCCCCAACGUGAAAUAUACUGAUGAUUAUAUUUAUUCAGAUUAUGUGUAUGAGGAAACUCUGGUGACCAAAACCGGCAAUGAAUACGUGGCCAAGCCAUACCGUAAGUCACUGUGCCUCCGUACUGCGAAGAAAGUGGGCAAAGUGGGUGUCAUGCUCGUCGGAUGGGGCGGUAACAACGGAUCCACCUUCACAGCUGCUGUGCUUGCUAACCGCCACCAGCUGUCAUGGAACACUAAGAAUGGGACUAUGGACUCAAACUGGUUUGGGUCCAUCACUCAAGCGUCUACAGUGCGAUUGGGCAUUGAUGAAAAAGGCAGUGACGUCUACGUCCCCAUGUGCCAACUCCUUCCUAUGAUCCACCCGGAUGAUUUGGUGAUCGACGGAUGGGACAUCAGUCCUCUCAACCUGGCGGAGUCCAUGGUGCGAGCCAAGGUGAUCGACCACGACCUCCAGCAGAAGCUCAAGAAGGAAAUGGCUGCCAUGAAGCCCCGCCCAGCCAUAUAUGACCCGGACUUCAUCGCUGCUAACCAAGCGGACCGCGCCACCAACCUCAUCCGAGGCACCAAGCACGAGCAGUAUCUCCAACUGAGAGCUGAUAUCAAGGACUUCAGAGACCGGCAGAAGCUGGACAAGGUCAUCGUGCUGUGGACAGCCAACACUGAGAGGUUCUGCGAUGUCCGCGACGGAGUGCACGACACCAGCGAGAAUCUGGAGAAGGCGCUUCGCAACAACGAUUCCGAGAUAUCGCCUUCCACUAUCUUCGCUAUGGCCGCCAUUGAUGAAGGGUGCGCAUACAUAAACGGCUCGCCGCAAAACACGCUAGUGCCGGGCGUCAUCGAACGCGCCGAGAAAAAUGGCGUCUGCGUCGCGGGAGACGACUUCAAGUCCGGGCAGACCAAGCUCAAGUCUGUGCUGGUGGACUUCCUGGUCUCUGCUGGUUUGAAACCGGUGUCCAUCGUGAGCUACAACCACCUGGGCAACAAUGACGGCAAGAAUCUCUCUGCUCCCAAGCAGUUCCGGUCAAAAGAGAUAAGCAAGAGCAACGUGGUAGACGACAUGGUGGAGUCUAACCAGAUCCUGUACAAGCCGGGCGAGAAGCCCGACCACGUCGUCGUCAUCAAAUACGUGCCCUAUGUCGGUGACUCAAAGCGUGCGAUGGACGAGUACACCUCCGAGAUCCUGCUCCACGGCACCAACACCAUCGUGGUCCACAACACUUGUGAAGACUCUCUACUGGCUGUUCCGCUUAUCCUGGAUCUAGUGCUGCUGGCUGAUUGGUUGCAGCGCGUUUCUGUGCGCCAGGAAGACUCGCAAGAUGCCAAAUGGACAUCUCUACACACGGUGAUGUCUACGCUCUCAUACCUUUUGAAGGCUCCGAUGGUGCCGCAAGGAGCGCCCGUGGUCAACGCCUUGUUCAAGCAGAAGGCGGCUGUGGAAAACCUCAUGAGAGCCUGCCUUGGGCUGCAGCCUACGCAUCAUCUACAGUUGGAGCACAAGGUGCCAUUCCUGAUGGCCGAGCUGGCGUCUGGCGCGAUGUUCUCGCCGUCCCCGCCGCCCAAGAAACAGAAGCUCGCUCACGAGAAUGGUGAUAAGUGAACACAAGUAUACCCUAGCACUACACAUAACCAGGUUUUUAGCACUUACUACUGGGCACGUUUAGACACACAUUUUUGUAUCCAAUAGAUAGGCUACUGCUGGACAUUGAGGAGUACUCAACACUAAGGUUACAAUAUUCUAGAAAACGUUGUUGGUCUUUUGUGUUUGAAGAGCUCCCGUUUUGCUAUGCCAUAACUACUGCCAUGGCUUCUAAAGGCAUUGGUCCAACGACUACAAGGGUAUGAUUCUACUCGUACCUUCCAUUAUACAAAAUCAAUUUAAGAUUUUGAGUGCUACGUCAAAUAACAAUAGUAACGGCUGGUUCGUAAACAGACUAGUUUCUUGAGCUCUAAAAAAUUGUGCUAGUUUUGGGCGCAUGAGAAGUCCUUAACUGAAAAACAGUCAAGCGCUUCUCACGCGCACUACAUUUAAAAAAGAUAUGUACGCGCCGAUAAAAUUAAUCUAAAUUUUUAAAUUAUUCACCUAAACAUAAGUGCCUAAUGUAUGUCUAAAUGUGCCAUAGAGCAAUAAAUACUUAUUCACCUCCAUGUAGCUCGUCCUUAGUUUAGUGCCAUAGUUUGCACUCAAUGUAUACCCAGUAUUACCCAGUUUUUGCAUAUCCAAAGUGAUUGUAACAAGCAUUAUAGAAUUAUCGUAUUUAUUUCCAUCAACUUUAAGUUGAUUUUAUUUUAUUAAUGAAUAAUGUGCUUUGUGAAAUUGUCUCUAUCUAAUUCUUCUGAGGCACAAAGAUAGCAGUGUAAAAGUGAUCCUUCUAAAUACCAUAUUUGAUUGUGACGUCACCUGCAAGUUUAUUCCAUUUUUUUUUGUGUAAUAAGGAUCAAUUUUGCACUGACUAAACUAUCUUAAGUCCGUCACCGACUAUAGUAGCUACUACAUAUCGUUGACGGAAUUAACCCUUUAUGAACAUUGUAGGCACAAUAAUAUCACAAAAAUGUUAUAAUAGAAACAAAAAUAUAUUUAUAAUUUCUGUUUUGGUACUUAAUAUUUUAUCGUUAAUUUCUUAUCAGUUUCUGUGAUUUGUUAUGUGAUUGAUUUUAUAUAUUUGAAAAAUAUUUUUGUAUAAAAUUGAUUGUGGAGUGAGAAUUUAUUUUUUCGAUUUGAUCAUAGGUAGGUUUGAAUGAAUUUACGAACUAGUCCUUAGCAGGGAUCAAACUUAGGGUGGCAUUGUGUUGAUGCCAUGCAACGCAUUGCCUCCUGUUUGACGGAGGCUUCGUAUUCACUAGGGGUCUUGAUCCGCAUGUCUUUACGUUUUGGGAUGAUCUGUGGCCAAACAUCUCAUCCGUACAAACUGACGUUACCACCUUUGUAUCUUGCCCCUAGUGAGUACUAUCGUUUUGAUAUAAUGUAUCUAGAGAUUGAACGUUCGGUGUGUCUUAAAAGGUCCUUGAGAGUAUUUUUUUAGAAAAUAUACAUGUUAUUUGUGUGGUGGUCAUGUAAAUUUUUUAAAUGUAUAAGUACCUAUACAAAUAAAUAAUUAUUGUAAACACUUGCUUUCUAAAUAAAUGCUUUUCAACGCAACUGCGUAGUAGUUCCUAUGUUCCACACAAUGUAGCUUCAGUUGUUCCCUGGUAUGCCCAAGGUUUUGGAUUUCGUCAUGUGAUAGUUGCCAAAUUGUUUCUCGUGCGAAAAAGUUCACUCGAUAUUUUGUUUUUCACAAUUUUUAUCCAUCUUCGACCGAUGUGCUCACCACGUCAAAUAAUGUACCAAAAACUUAGAUUGUAUGUGUCAAAUGAUCUGAGCAAUGUAUUUUCGAAUAUUUACAAUUUUUGGGCAUAAAAUUGAGUGUUUGCUCUUAAUAUUUAUAUUGGGUAAUUUAAAAGGACCUGUCCUCAUGUAAGGAAUUAGAGAAUGGCCCUGAAUUUGUUUGUUAAUUUUUUUUUGUUAAAUAUAUACGUUUCAAUUAUCAAAAUUUGUAUUAAUAGGAAUAUAUUGUAAAAAUAUACGUAUUUAGCAAAAUCUGAUGUUUAGAAUCUUAUUAUUUAUAGAGAAGGCUUAUUUAUUACAUUUUUAGAUAGAUUGGAAUAAAUUAAUGUUGUAAAAAACUUCACAAAAUUUUCAUAGGUUUACUAUUUUGAAAGUUACUCUUUUAUUAUAAUAUACAAAUUGUUCUAUAAUAGGAAUACCUAAAGCUCUGCACUGUAGCAGAUUUUACUUUGUAGCCCAACCGUUCCAUUGAUGUUUGGCUACAGUCAUUACCAUAUUUACUGAGCAGUGUAUUGUUUUUGACUGUACUAAACAAUCAUUUUUUCUACCUUAAUCACGUUUUAUAAUAUUACAUAGAUAGAUGUACUAGAGAACCACCGAUCUGACUCCAUCAGUAUUCAUAAGUAUUUUCUGUGACGGUAUUUUAAAAUAAUGCAUUUAUUAAUUUUUGUUAUUUUACCUAAGGUAUAGAAAGGCCCUACUCCCAAAAUUCAUAUAGAAAUGUUUUGUAGAUUGAAAUCCAAGUUUAGAAAUCUACCUUGUCUAUAAUAUUACAGUAUUUGUGAACAUCAAAUACAUAAAUCUAUUUAAAAUAGGGUCUUGCAAUAUGCAAAUAUAUGAUAUAUUUUAAAGGGAUAUUUGUGUGACGUCACAAUUUUUUAUAAAAUAAGAAAUGUUUAUUUGUUUGAAGUUUUGUCAUCGCGACUGUAUCGAAGAGGUUAACUGGUUUAUGUUCAAAUCAGCUGUAUUGUAGUAUUUAUGUUGGAAUAAAAUAUACAAAUUCAAA
Messenger RNA from Ostrinia nubilalis (European corn borer), 4523 nucleotides. It is a transcript of the gene Inos, whose product is annotated as inositol-3-phosphate synthase. The record is from RefSeq and is a predicted model, not a curated record. Gene Ontology annotation, molecular function: inositol-3-phosphate synthase activity. The coding region runs from base 164 to 1792 and encodes 542 amino acids. Gene Ontology annotation, cellular component: cytoplasm. Gene Ontology annotation, biological process: phospholipid biosynthetic process; inositol biosynthetic process. The transcript is spliced from 13 exons. NCBI's taxonomy places the organism in Eukaryota, Metazoa, Arthropoda, Insecta, Lepidoptera, Crambidae.